Molecule: messenger RNA, 1018 nt
Organism: Corticium candelabrum
Lineage: Eukaryota; Metazoa; Porifera; Homoscleromorpha; Homosclerophorida; Plakinidae
Product: monoglyceride lipase-like
Exons: 7
Coding region: 2-871 (289 amino acids)
Cellular component (GO): membrane
Molecular function (GO): monoacylglycerol lipase activity
Source: RefSeq, a predicted model, not a curated record
CAUGGGUACAACUGAAAGUGUGCCGUUUUCCUCGGAUUUACCCCAUUUUACGAACGCAGAAGGAGCUAGAAUUUAUACCAAGCGAUGGAGUCCGCAAGGAAGUAUCAGGGCUGUUGUGUUUAUUUGCCACGGUGUACACGAACACGUAGAAAGGCACAAUCCAUUAGCGUCUAUUCUCGCAGAAAAAGGGUUUUUGGUCGUAGGACAUGAUCACGUUGGGCAUGGAAGGAGUGAUGGUAUCAGAGCUGAUUGUGAAGACUUUAAUUGGUAUGUACGAGAUACUCUACAGCACGUUCAACAAGUGAAAGAAGAACUGCCAGAUAUUCCAUUCUUCUUGUUUGGAUACUCAAUGGGAGGAGCAGUAGCGAUCCUUGCUGCACUCGAAUCAUCUCAUCUCUUCUCGGGUGCGAUACUCGUUGCACCAAUGAUUAUGCCAAAAGCAAGUACAAUGUUUUCUGUCAAGGUGUGGUUACUACAUCUCGUGUCUUCUCUAUUUCCUCAACUUGGAGUCGGCACUUCCGAUCCAAAUGGAAUUAGCCGAGAUCCAGAAGUGGUCAAAGCAUCCCUGGAAGAUCCACUCAAUUAUCACGGCAAUAUUAAAGCUCGGUGGGGAGCGUGUGCUCUAGCAGCUAUGGACGAGAUACAAAAGCGAAUGGAAGAAGUCAAGUUUUCGUAUUUAUUGCUACAUGGUACUGCAGACCGGUUUGUGCCACACGAAGGUUCAGAAAUGUUUCAUGCGAAGACACAGAGUGAAGACAAGACGCUAAAAUUGUAUCCUGAUCAUUAUCAUCGGCUGUUCAGUGAACCCAAAGAAUAUUCGGACGUUGUGAUUGCAGACAUCAUAUCAUGGUUGGAAACACAUGUUGAAUAAUAUAUUAGUAAUGAAGCCCAGCAAAAGUGCCUGCACUUUAAUGGUUUGUACACAUACUAUCAGUAGCUCGACAGCUGUUAGCACAAUUGCCCAUUAAAUUAGAUCAUCAAUUCUAAUAUAUACAUGUACUCAUCCCUUGGCAAUCGA